Molecule: messenger RNA, 1738 nt
Organism: Drosophila gunungcola (fruit fly)
Lineage: Eukaryota; Metazoa; Arthropoda; Insecta; Diptera; Drosophilidae
Gene: nenya
Product: RING finger protein nenya
Exons: 2
Coding region: 998-1663 (221 amino acids)
Biological process (GO): protein sumoylation; reciprocal meiotic recombination; homologous chromosome pairing at meiosis
Cellular component (GO): synaptonemal complex
Molecular function (GO): SUMO transferase activity
Source: RefSeq, a predicted model, not a curated record
GCGUUACAAUCAAUCAGUAUCAAUAAAAUGCAAUACAACCGCCGUGGGUGGUGUUCAAAUCAGGAGCACGCAAUUUAAAAUACAACACCUCUUCAAUAAAUAUUCGGCCACUUAAGCGGUCUACAGUCCAACUUCGCCAGAGUUCAAUAGCCCACAGCGCAUUAAUCGGCGUAUAUAUUUUUAUAUGGAAAACGGUGUACGUUUUAAAGUAGUGCCUGCUACUGAUAAGUGUUUAGUUGCUCAUAAAAUAUUGCACAGGAUUGAACUUUGAGCGCGCUUUGUAUGGCGAAAUCAUCAUCAUCGCUUGAAAAUCAGCUGACAUGUUCAGAGGCUAAAGCGUUUGACUUUUCCCAAACAAUAAUUAAAAUAACAUAAACAAGGUUUUUUCCCAUAUUUUCUCAUAAUUUGUAACAAUGUUUUGUUAAUUUGAACUGUUGUAAUAUGUAAUAUUUACAGAGCCUCUUUAAGAUUGAAAAUAUUGCAAAACGAACAUCAAAAUUACUGAUUUCUUAAUAUUAAUUCUUAGUUUAACUUGAAUACCUUAACAACUACAGUUUUUCUAUAUUUAUCAGUUUAAUUGUUUUUAAACAAUUAUUACAAUCAGCGCUCGUUGCGGUUUUGCUUCGGAAGCACGUUUGCCCUCUUAUAUAAAUUUUUUUAUUUGCCAAAAUGUUUUCAUUACACUGAACAAUUUUGUCACGACACCUAUUCUUUAUUGGAUUUCAUUAAAAUUAAAGCAUUUGAUAAACUUAACUUUUUGUCUCAGAAAACGGACCCAAAAUGUAUGGCAUACUCAACCCUUUUUUAUGUGAACUUAUGCAGUAUUGCACUAAAUAUGUGUUCACAAUAGUAAAAUUUUGCCACUUUGGUGGCAGAAUUGCCAGACCCUAAACCGUGAGAGUGGCCAGAUCGUUAAGUAUAAAAUCCGUUAGUUUUAUCAAGACGCUUAAAACAACGGGCUAAUAAAACUUUAAAUUUGGUGUUAAAUUGCUUAAUUAUGUUUAGAAUUCAUUGCAACAAGUGCUUUUGUCGCCGCAAUACAAAUCCGACGUUGGUCUUCCACAUGUCUCGAUGCCAGCACGUAAUAUGCGAAACCUGUUUGAGCCAAUCCUCGGAAGAAAAGAAGUGUCCAGUUUGCAAGGUGGAACUCACUACCGUUCCGAUCAACCGGCAAUUGCCCCGUGGCGUGGCCAACUACUUCGAGGAUCCCCUUCGAUUCCAGGUGCUCUACCGCAAGAUCAGCAAGUUCCAGGUCGACCAGCGGGCAUCGGACAACCGGGGAUUCUACCGCCAGAUGCAGGAGCACGAGAAGAACAAACUCCGGCUGGAGGGCUUCUGCAAGAUGGAGGCACAGAUCAACCAGCAGAUCCAACUGGAGAAGAAACGGAUCGCCGAUCUGCGCGCUUACAUCUCGUUCCACGAGGAAGCGGCUCAGAAAAAUCGCCGGCGCAGCAUGGAUGAUAUGCAUCAUGCCAAGGAACUCCAGCGACGUCGUGGCCUACGUCCUCGAACACCCUCCAUGAGCACGACGGACAACACCCAGUCGGAUGAGGCCAUGGAGACCUUCUGCCUGGACUCGGACACAGAUUUCCCGGCGUUGGGCCAAACCCGUGAUUCGCGCAAGAGAAGAUUCGACGGGAAUAUAAACGAGUUCCAUAUCUAAUCAGUUAAUAUCCUCACAGAAAUUACAGAAAUUUUAAUUUUAAUUAAGUUAUGGAUAAGCUUGAACUUUAACCAG